CAUAAAUUUGAACGGAUUGAGUAUUUACAAACAACUAGUAUUUUACUAUUAUACCACUUAACUUGUUACUCGUAUUUAACACUCAAUCCCCUUGACCCCUUUCUCCUUUUCAGUGAGAGCUUAAGAUCCCUCUUUUAGCUCAAAAAAUAAUCAGAUUGCACACAUUGAACAGAGAGGUAGGAGCUAAAUCAAGAACAGAAAAUUUCUUUGUUAAUCAACAUGACUCAAAAUAGAAAAAGAGCUGUUGUUGAAGGGGACAGAAAAGAUAGAAUCAGUAGUUUACCAAGAAAUGUUAUGGAUAAUAUCCUUGAGCUCUUACCGGUUCAAGACGGGGCAAGAACUAGUAUUUUGUCCCAAAAGUGGAGAUAUAUUUGGGCCAAGCUUCCAAAUUUGGUUCUGUCCCACGACUUCUGUAGCAAGUUAAUAGAAGAGUCUGAAUCCAACUUCAAAGAAGCAGUAGAUAGUAUUCUGUUACUGCAUAUGGGGGAUAUAACGGGGUUUCUUCUUGACACUAGUGGAGUAAGUUUGUCUUCAUAUGCAGCUAUCGAUAGAUGGAUGCUUUAUGUAACCAGAAAGGGUGUCGAGAAGCUAACUCUUCGCAUUCCAGUUGAUAAUCCCUAUAGACUGCCUUCUUCUAUCUUUAAUUGUUCAACCUUGACACAUUUGACCCUCUCCAACUGUGUCUUCAAACCACCAAUGUCUUUUUUUGGCUUUCAGAAUCUUAACACCCUAAGUCUGUCAUUUUCAAUCUUUGUGCCAACCAGAUCGUUUUGUGUUAUCAAGGCCCCCCUUCUUGCCUGUUUGACCUUGAAUUCGUGUUGUGGUACUCAAUACCUUAACAUUAUUUCACCACCAAAGCUCGAGUUCUUGUACAUUCAUAACAGUCACUACUAUCCCUUGCAAAAUUGUUUCAUGAAUUGCAAGAAUUUGAGAGAGUUUGUACUUGUAUUUAACGGAGAGGUCAAUGCUCGAAAACAUAAUGAAAAAUCAACUUUGGAGAAGCUUCUUGUUAGCUCGCGUGCACUUGAGGUACUCCGUUUAGAUUCAUUCUUUGUUGAGCUGUUAAGUGCACACAUUGUUCCGAAUGGGCGUCCUUUUACGCUCAACUGCUUGUGGCAUCUAUCAUUAGGUGUAGACUUCGUCAAAACGGGUCAGAUCUCUUAUGCUCUGCACUUGAUUAAGAGUUGCCCCAAUUUGAGUAAACUCGAUAUUUGGGUUCAUGCUACCAGCGACAAUGCUAAAGCAAUCUUGAUGUAUCUUGACACACCAUCCUGCUUGGAACGAGCACUCGACAAGCUAGAGCAUGUUGUCAUCAAGUCUUUUAGGAGUUCAAAAGCUGAACUGCUUUUUGUAAAGCUAUUGCUUUCUUGCACUCCAUCUCUGUUAAAGAUGUGCAUUGUUCAGCUUAUAGACAUAGACGUUGAUAUUGCCUUAGAAUUGAUGCGUUUCCCCAGAGCUUCUCCCAGGGCAGAGCUAUUCUAUUCUCAACAUAAGGAUGAUCUGUGAUUUGAGGUUUGGAAGGCAGACUGAUGUUUAUCUGUUAUCAAUUAGUUUUGUUAAACAAGGGAUGAAUUGGCAAAUUUUGUAAAAAAAUGUGCGGUACCUUUUAUGAAUAUGUUCUUCACUAGAUGUUUUGGAAGCUCAGUAUGGGUCGAUGUGUUUGAUAUGAUUAGAAGUCUUUUGCUAUAUUUCUUUGUAUUGUACUUCUGAUGCAAGUUGCACUGGCUUUUGAAAAAUAGGAUGUUUGAUGGUUUAGCAGAAA
Molecule: messenger RNA, 1762 nt
Organism: Solanum dulcamara
Lineage: Eukaryota; Viridiplantae; Streptophyta; Magnoliopsida; Solanales; Solanaceae
Product: F-box/FBD/LRR-repeat protein At1g13570-like
Exons: 4
Coding region: 220-1506 (428 amino acids)
Molecular function (GO): protein binding
Source: RefSeq, a predicted model, not a curated record